Conger conger (European conger) is the source of this 2351-nucleotide messenger RNA. Its product is annotated as matrix metalloproteinase-25-like. Gene Ontology annotation, cellular component: extracellular matrix. Gene Ontology annotation, molecular function: metalloendopeptidase activity; zinc ion binding. Bases 81 to 1778 code for a protein of 565 amino acids. The transcript has 10 exons. The record is from RefSeq and is a predicted model, not a curated record. Lineage: Eukaryota; Metazoa; Chordata; Actinopteri; Anguilliformes; Congridae. Gene Ontology annotation, biological process: proteolysis; extracellular matrix organization; collagen catabolic process.
GAGAGAGAGAGAGAGAGAGAGAGAGAAUCCUGAGUGCGCCUGAUCUAGUGAGCUGUUAGUGAGCUAGUCUUGGGUGCAGAAUGGUUUACCAGGUACUGUGUAUAACCGGGAUCGUGACUGUGUUCUUAUCUGUGGGAAUCUCCAUUCCAGUACCUGACCAAUACUCCCGGGGUGUGGACUGGUUGAGCCGGUAUGGAUACCUGCCGCCCCCAGAUGCCCGCAUAGGGAAACUUCAGACAAGGGAGGGCAUUGAGAAAGGACUUCGACAAAUGCAGAGAUUUGCUGGGCUAAAAGAGACUGGGAAGCUGGAUGAAGACACUCUUGCCCUUAUGGCGACCCCUCGCUGUUCUCUCCCUGAUAUUGUGGGACCAGAAGACAUGCUGAAAAAGAGGAGGAAGAGAUAUGCACUGUCAGGGCUGCGCUGGGACAAAAUGGACAUAACUUGGAGCAUCCACAGCUUCCCUUCCAUGGGCCCCUACAAACUGCCACCUCAGUCUGUUCAGGUGAUCCUUUCUCAUGCUCUCAAAGUGUGGAGCGAUGUUACACCACUGCUCUUUCGUCAUCUCCCUGAGAGCAACAGUGGAGGAGCAGGACAGGGGGGAGACAUAAGAGUGUCCUUCUCUCAAUCUUUUCAUGAUGAUGGAUACCCCUUUGAUGGUAUUGGAGGGACUCUUGCCCACGCAUUCUUCCCUGGCACUGGUGACAUUGCAGGGGAUACACACUUUGAUGAUGAGGAAAUCUGGAGCUAUCAAGGAAACAGUGGCAGCACAGACCUAUUCACAGUGGCUGUCCAUGAGUUUGGCCAUGCCUUAGGCCUCUCCCAUUCUUCUUCUGACCCCUCCAUCAUGAGGCCCUAUUACCAGGGUUCAGUUGGGGAGAUAGAUGCAUAUAAACUUCCUCUGGAUGACAGAAUGGCUAUCCAGUCACUGUAUGGGGUUCCAGGUGGUGCUCAGACUCCUGGUCCUCGUCUGCCCAGUCCUGAUCCUCCAAGACCAACUCAAAAGCCAGACCACUCUCUUCCAAAUUGCUGUAAUGGGAAUUUUGAUGCAGUGGCUAAUAUCAGAGGAGAGAUCUUCUUCUUCAAGGGCCGAUAUUUCUGGCGGAUCCAGCAGUCAGGUUCUUUGCUUUCUCCUCACCCGGUUUUGAUACAGAAAUUCUGGAUUGGGCUCCCCCCUGGAACAAAAAAAAUUGAUGCAGUGUAUGAGAGGAAGAGUGACAGUCACAUAAUUUUCUUUAUUGGAAAUCAGUACUGGGUCUGUAAAGACACCUCAUGCCUUCCUGGGUACCCACGACCACUCUCAGAGUGGGGAAUGAAGUCACGGGCUGGUUCUGAGAUACAGAGAGUGAACGCCGCUUUUGUGUGGGCUCACAAUGGCAAGACCUAUCUGUUCAGUGGUAGGGAGUUUUGGAGGUUUGAUGAAGGGACUCGAGGAAUGGAGAGAAAGCUGGAUGGAGACUACCCAAAAGAUGCUGCUCUCUGGGGAGAUGUACCCCCUGACCCUGAUGACAUUAUCAGCAAAGGUGAGGUGUAUUUCUUCAAGGGCAACUCCUACUGGGUGCUGAAGAAAGGUGGGAUGGAUCAAGAGGCAGUGGCUUCCAAAUCUAUUGCAGUUGACUGGUUUGGAUGUGCCCCAUCACCACCUGCUACCUAUCCUCCAGCCAAGCCUGGGUGUGAGAACUGCAACUGUGCGAUCAACAGGGCUUUCACAUUGCAGAAUUCCCAUUGGAACAUACUACAUUCCAUCAGCUUUAUUUUUUGGCUUUCAUUAAUUAGGUAAUUAUUUAACCAAAAUGUAUUGCAUUUUUACUGCAUUUUUCAAAUACAAUGUUUUUUUUAUGACACAUGCACAUUUUGUAACAAUGUGCAACAGGAAUAGAAAAGGUAAUGGAAUGUUCAUGAAAGGGAUCCAUGGUUUUAAUCUGAAUGAGGAUAUAAACUAAUGAUCUUGCCAAGAUCCUUAUUUUGAAUCUUGCCAGGAUCCUUGAAAAUUUUGAUAAAGUCCUUAAAGAUCUUAGUUGGGAUCUUUAAAUAUCUUUUUAGAGUCUUUGUAUCUUUGUAUCCUUUCAGGAUCUUAAACAUUCUGGUUUAGAAUCUGUAAAUACGGUAUAUUAUUGCAAUGAUCUAAUUAAUUAUCUUAAUAGGAAAUAUUAAGAUCUUAAUAGGAUCUGGAGCAAUGUAAUUUGAUUCUAUUAAGAUCUGUUUCACAACCGUUUCUUCAAAUUUGUAUCAAUCAAAGCCAGUUCAAGCAAACAUAUCUUUAUUUCAUUAGGAUCCUGAUAUGAUAUAUGAUUUUGCAAUUCUUAUAGAGGAAGCAAACUUGGGUCACAAUAAAAAAAUCUGAACCUCUUGA